Rhinopithecus roxellana (golden snub-nosed monkey) is the source of this 1108-nucleotide messenger RNA. RefSeq names its product family with sequence similarity 237 member A (gene FAM237A). Lineage: Eukaryota; Metazoa; Chordata; Mammalia; Primates; Cercopithecidae. The transcript has 2 exons. The record is from RefSeq and is a predicted model, not a curated record. The coding region runs from base 5 to 550 and encodes 181 amino acids.
GGCCAUGGCUGAUCCUGGCAACAGAGGAGGGAUCCACCACCCCUUGAGCUUCACCUGCUCCCUGCUCAUUGUGGGAAUGUGCUGUGUAACUCCUUUCUUCUGCCAUAGCCAGACAGACCUGCUGGCUCUUAACCAAGCUGAUCCUCAGUGCUGGGAAUCCUCCUCAGUGCUUCUCCUGGAAAUGCGGAAGCCUCGCAUUUCCAACACUGUUUCGGGCUUCUGGGAUUUUAUGAUCUACCUGAAGUCAUCUGAGAACUUGAAGCAUGGAGCACUGUUUUGGGAUCUGGCUCAACUCUUCUGGGACAUCUAUGUAGACUGUGUGCUCUCUAGGAACCACGGCUUAGGAAGGAGGCAAUUGGCUGGAGAGGAAGAGAAAAUCUCAGCAGCACAGCCACAGCACACAAGGAGUAAACAAGGUACAUAUUCUCAACAACUAAGGACCUCCUUACUAAAGAAGAAAGAGUUGAUUGAAGAUUUGAUAAGCAUGCAUGUGCGUAGAAGUGGGUCUAGUGCUAUUGGAAAAGUGAACCUGGAAAUAAAGAGAGAAUAAAUUGAACUCGGAGCUAAUUCAUGCCUUGGAAUUAAAUAUACAAAUAUAUAACAUUUUUCUUAACUAUUGAUUAUUUAUUUAUUUUAAAUGGUGGGAAUGCCCAGAGAUAAAUAUGAACCCAAAUUCUCUCAGUGUCCUUAUUUAAAGCUGCUUUCUAUUAUUUAUUUAUUUAUUUUAGGCUGCUAGCAUGUUUCUUCAAAUGGUGACAUUACUGCCAGUCUAUCCCACAGUCUAAAGGAGUUAAACGACUUCCAGAGAUGACUUGGGGAUUCUUUGUAUCCAUUUAAUAGUUCAGUUUGGGAUGCUUGACAUGUUAAUAAACUAGUGUGCCAUACUUUUAACUUGAAUACACUGCAUGGCUCCCAAGACUUUAACCACUGGAUUGCUUAUGCAUAGGCACAUAAGGGACGAUAUUUAUUAAUUACUAGCUACUGACAAUCUAUGAUACCUGAAUCUUGUUUGAAAGCAUAUUUUUGAAUACUGAAUGAAGCAAAAAGCAAAGCAAAACAAAAAACUGGCAAAUAAAGCAUUCUUCUAAUGAAAACAAAAUUAAUAAAA